Molecule: messenger RNA, 2530 nt
Organism: Abrus precatorius (Indian licorice)
Lineage: Eukaryota; Viridiplantae; Streptophyta; Magnoliopsida; Fabales; Fabaceae
Exons: 2
Coding region: 76-588 (170 amino acids)
Cellular component (GO): chloroplast
Source: RefSeq, a predicted model, not a curated record
UGGAUUUUGGUGUUAUCUUUAGAGGACACUGUGUUAACAGAUAAGUAACUUGGUAGCCACUAGUGGCCGUUGAAAAUGAGGGCAGUACCUGUGUUGGUGUUGCCGCUUUCUCUUCCUUGUCGACCUCUUACUCCUACUUUAGCCCAUAAUAACAUUAAUAUCUCCGAUCCCAUUUUGCAUCGCCGUUUGUUUUCUUCCUCAACAAGAUUCCCCAACAAAACCAUAGUCUUUGGUGUGAAUCCCAGCGACUCCAAAGACCCUUUGUUCUUCGACGAAAAUGGUGUGGUCAAUGAUAUGGAGGGUUACCUCAACCACCUCUCCCUCGAGUACGACUCUGUCUGGGACACUAAACCUUCUUGGUGUCAACCCUGGACAAUAACACUGACGGGGGUAUCAAUUAUUGCCCUUAGCUGGUUAAUUUUGCACUCAGUCAUAGUCACUUCACUCAUAUCCUUACUAAUUUGUGCAUGGUGGUACAUCUUCCUGUAUUCUUAUCCGAAGGUUCGCCAUCAUCUACUAUUUGUGUUACAUAAUUUACUUUAUUUUACUAAAGCAUAUUCUGCUUUAGAGUACAUAAAUAAUGCAUAAUAAGAGAUCUAUGCGCUGCGUGGCUAAGAAAUACGGUCUUAGUGUAAUAGUUUGGAAUAGGGAUAUCAGUUAGUGUGUUUCUGAAUGUGUGAGCUUAUAAACAUCCAAUAGGUUUUUGAGAUUAUCCUCAUACCGUUUAUUGGGAAUAAACUCUCAAAUAAUCCAUGAAAUUUAUCGGUGAGACAUUUUAUUCCUUGAGAUUUUAAAAACUUAUUGCUAGUCUUGACUUUAUUGAACAUCAUUUACUUUAGUUUUAUUUUGUGCAAAAUAAGAGUGAAAAACAAAGUAAAAAAGAACCAAAAUGAAUUACUAUUUUGCAUAGUCAAGUAUCAAUCAAGAGUUUUUAAAACCGCAGAUACUGAAGUGUUCGACUCAUACAAUUUCAAGAACUAUUUUGGGAAUUCAGUUCUCUUUUGAUGAUGGAAGAUGUGUAUUUAAAAUUUCAUACAUACCAGCCAGAUUUUAGUGACAGGUGUCAAGCAUCAAUUUUGGUUUAGAGAUUUAUUCAGGUCUUCUUACCUUUGAAAUGCAGUAAUACGCGUGUGUGUGUAUUUGAGAAAGUUAAUUGGAAGGGCUCUGGGAGUGGGUUGUACUGUACCUACAUUCAAUUAAAACACAGCAGAAAAUAGGAAAAUAAGCAAAUUAAUUGUUCUUGAAGGUAAAUAUACAAUAUUUCUUGUUUAUUGGCAGGCAUAUUCAGAGAUGAUUGCUGAGCGCAGAGAAAGAGUUACAAACGGCGUUGAAGACACAUUUGGUCGUAAGAAGCAGUGAUUUGUAUUAUUCUUAUUCCUCAGUUGUGCCCCAUCUUUUACCUCCUAUUGUCUCACUUUCUGCCUCUGCGUGUAUUUUAAUAUUCAAUUACAGAAUAGUAACUCUCAAGGCCUUCAUCCGUGUUACUGUCAAUUUGCUUGGGGGUGACAUACAAGUCUUGAAAACUAACUUUAUAAAUAUUUGACCUUAUCUUCACACACUGGGCGAUUGGUUGGAUUAACUUAUGCUUUGAUUUGAUUGGAUUAACUUUGAGAAUUUUUCCUUGGAUGUGUGAAAAUAAUUUUCUAUAAGAACUAUGAAGCACCUAUCUAUCACGUAAGCAUACUUGAGAAAGAGGUUAAAAGUGGAUUUUCACCGAAUAAAGUUUCUGUUUUUUUCGGAAAUGUUCUCCACGGAAUAAAAAGUUAAUAAAGUUUCAGCAUUCUUGUGUGUGUGAGAGAGAGAAUUUUAGCUUCAAACUUUCUCGUGUGGAAAACAGAAUUUUGUUGUUACUUAGUCCUUGAUGAUUUUUAAUUUGAGUUUUUUAAUUUGAUUUGUUAAUGUUUGCUGUAAUGUCCCUGUGUAAGAAGUCUGAUAGCCUUAAUAUUUAUCAAUUAGUCCCGCACAAAGAGUUAAACAUGUAACCAAACUAUUAGCCACAUAGUAAUACAUUUGUAAACCGUUUUUAGAAAAGGCCUUUAUCACACAUAUUAUGGAAUAAAAAUUACAAAUUUCUAUGAUAAGGAACAUGCCUCGAUGGUCUUCAACCAAUGCUACCGGCACAUGUUCUCUUGCUUGCGCGGAUCAAAGUGGAUUAGACAAAACAACCCAAAGUGAAUCUUGGGAGGUGGGUGAAGUCUACAGGAGAAUGUUUCAAUUUAAGGAUGAAAGAGGCGUUGCACAAUAGGCUGGUUUUGUGCUGGCAAUACUCCUUCAAUGCUGGAGCAUAAGCCCAUAAAAUGUAUGGGAUGGUUUUGCAAAAGACUAUAAAUACCCAUAUUCUUUAAAAUGCAGAGUCCACCAUCAUGACCGUUCAAUAUCAUGCCAUCAAUGAAGUGGACAAAAAAAUUUCGGAGCACUUUCAUACUGCAGUACUAGGGGAAAUACUGGAAAAUUAGUAUUACAUCCAAAGAUGAAACUUAGGAAAACCAUUAAAAAAUUUAUGUUAUCCCUUUUUAAUAAAUCAAUUGGC